Carassius gibelio (silver crucian carp) is the source of this 2419-nucleotide messenger RNA. RefSeq names its product receptor-interacting serine/threonine-protein kinase 3. Gene Ontology annotation, molecular function: ATP binding; JUN kinase kinase kinase activity. Lineage: Eukaryota; Metazoa; Chordata; Actinopteri; Cypriniformes; Cyprinidae. Gene Ontology annotation, biological process: protein phosphorylation. The transcript has 12 exons. Bases 700 to 2322 code for a protein of 540 amino acids. The record is from RefSeq and is a predicted model, not a curated record.
GCAAUCAUUGACCAAAGUUACUUUAAGCUCGUUUACAGGCACAGAACAUACAACAAACUUUCUUUCUUCGUUUCAGUUCUGUAGGCUGUAUCAGAAUGGGUGAUAAUUUAUCACUGUUUGACAGGUUUUGAAACUUAACAUUACUAAACAUUAGACAUUUAGACGGUUCAAAAGCAACAUUCAUAUAAAACAGAAUAUUCCUUUAAUGUUUCUCUAACAUAAUCGAGGAAAAAAAAUAAGUUUUAAACAUUCAAUGGAAACGUUAUACGCAGGAAACGCAGAAUAAACAUUAUUUAUACAUCUCCGUUUCACGUUUGUCUAAGGUUUAUUUUAAACUGCUCAGUCUACUGGUUUCAGAUGGUUCAGAGAAAUUCAAAAGUAACAUUUGUUUGCAAAGUUCUAAAAUGGAACUCUCUCUUAAUGUUUGGAACUUUCAGAAUACAUUCAGAAGUAACAGUUGUAGACUAAUGGGAACGAUGGCAACGCGUUCUGAGGAGAUCUGUCUGUUAUCUGAGAUGUCCUCGCGCUGAAAUCGUCCCUCUGGACGGACACACAGACAGACAGACAGACAGGUGAGGUGACGCACAGCACGUCAGACCUCACGGGGCUCUGAUGGGGAAGUGGAGGCGUCUCCAUCAUCGAGGAUCUCGGACAUGACAUGUCUAAUCUCUCUCCAGUCGCUGAGUAGACUCGGGUGAGAUGGGCGAGAACUACUGCAUCCGGCUGAACGUGUUCGGAGAUGAAUGUCUGCGGUGCUGGAGGAGCAUCGGGGCCGGCAGGUUCGGGGAUGUGUACCGGGCGAAGCACUCGACUCUGGGGAUGGACGUGGCCAUCAAGUUUUUACAUUAUAAAGACGGCAGAUCCUCCAUUCAGAGAGAAGCUCAGCUGAUGUUCCAGGGCGGGAAUCCUAACGUGAUCAGGAUCUUGGGUCUGUACGAGGGCCGUGUGGACGGCGAGCGGCUGCAGUCGGGGCUGGUGAUGGAGUUCAUGCCCAAGGGUUCGGUGGCUGACCUGCUGCAGACGCUGACCGGGCCGCCGCCGUGGCCUUUGACCUUCCGGAUGGCCCACGAGAUCAGCCUGGGCAUGAACUUCCUCCAUCAUCUGUCUCCUCCGCUCCUGCAUCUGGACCUGAAGCCCAGCAACGUGCUGCUGGACGACAGCCUCCGAGCCAAGCUCACAGAUUUCGGUCUGUCCCGAGUGGCUCAAAGCGUUUCUCGAUGCUCCGGACAGAAAGACGAGGACGAGGGAGGAAUGCUGAGCUACAUGCCUCCUGAAGCGCUGCAGUCCGUCAACUACAAAGCCAACAAAGCCUCCGACGUCUACAGUUAUGGUGUGCUGUUGUGGUCCAUGGUCACCGGGAGAGAGCCCUACAGCGGCGCUCUGUCCAGUCUGGUGUGCUUCCGGAUCCCUCAGGGGGACAGACCUGACCUGACCUCCAUAGACCGCUGCGAGACCGAAGGUCUGGAUGAGAUGGUGCAGCUCAUGACUGAAUGCUGGCAUCAGGACCCCGACAGGAGACCGUCGUUCCUCUGUUGUGUUAAUGAGACCGAGAAGAUCUUUCAGAUGCACAGACAUGGACUCAACGAUGCCGUCUAUGAUGUUCUGAAGCAGCUGGAUGAUGAUGAUGAUGAUUAUGAUGUCUGUUCCAGUUUGAAAUCAAUCCAGAUCAGCCACAAUCCACUCAAUGAAGCUGGUUCUCAGGGUUUGUCCUGCAUCACCGGAAUGCCUCCUAAACAGGAAACGGCUGUGAGUUACGCGAAACCCAUAAAGAAAGAAUCAUUUCCUGGUCCUGCUCCACCAGCGACGUCUGUCAGAACAACACAGCGGCAAACUUCCACACCAGAUAGGUCCUUUAAAGUAUCUUGGAGAGGUGAGGUGUCCAAGUCACAACAUCUAACUACUGGGGUGCCUCAGGGCUCAGUUCUAGGACCACUUCUCUUCUCUGUCUACAUGUCAUCAUUAGGUUCUGUCAUUCAGAAACAUGGCAUUUCAUACCACUGCUAUGCUGAUGACACUCAGCUCUACCUCUCAUUCCAUCCUGAUGAUCCGACGGUAGCUAUUCACAUCUCAGUUUUUCUAACAGACAUUUCUUCCUGGAUGAUGGACCAUCACGUUCAACUCAACCUUGCCAAGACAGAACUGCUUCUGGUUCCAGAAAACCCAUCGUUUCAUCACAAUUUCAUCAUCAAGUUAGGCACAUCAACCAUAACUCCUUCAAAAACAGCCAGAAACUCGUUCAAGCUCUUGUUCUGUCCAGGCUGGACUAUUGCAAUGCCCUCUUGGCAGGUCUUCCAGCCAAUUCUAUCAAACCUUUACAAUUAAUUCAGAACGCGGCAGCAAGAUUAAUUUUUAAUGAGCCAAAAAGAAUACACGUCACACCUCUGUUUAUCAAUUUGCACUGGCUUCCAAUAGCUGCUCG